ACGCACCGAAGUGGUGAUAAAGUGGGCGUGUCGUAUGCAAAUAUAGCCACAUGACCAAUGAUAGCAAAUUGCAGGGAGCGCUCAUUUAACAAGCGUUACGCCGAUUGAAGCGUUGUCGGCCAUCUUGGACUCGGGAGCAGAACAACUCACUAAUUUGCGCUCUUUUAAAUCAUUGUAAUCACCCCAGCGGGAGGUCUAAAGCCACCCCGACAACCAUACAACUGAAACAGGGAGGCCUAAAAGACUCUGGUAACUUCCCGGUGUAGAAGACCCACUGCCAGCCUAAGAACGCUCCUAAAAAACACGCGAGGCGGUAGGAGCGGGCAAGGAUGGUGCAAUCCUGUUCUGCUUACGGCUGCAAGAACCGCUACGACAAGGAUAAACCCAUCUCCUUUCACAAGUUUCCACUGACGAGACCUCUCCUGUGCAAGAAAUGGGAAGCUGCAGUUAGGAGAGCCGACUUUAAGCCAACUAAGUAUAGUAGUAUCUGCUCUGACCACUUUACACCAGACAGCUUUAAAAGAGCCUGCAAUAAUAAACUUCUGAAGGAUAAUGCAGUUCCAACUGUGUUCUCUUACACCGAGAUCAAGCCAACAAGUGUCUCUGUGAAAAAGGAGGAGCAAAGUAUGCCAGUACCUCCUUCUGUUCCCGAAAUGGACCCUGCUAUUGGAUUAUUGCUCCCUCCUCUAUACACACCCAGUCAUAUAGCAGUCAUUUGUGAUCACAAUUACACAGUGGAGGAUACAGUGCAUCAGAGAAGGCGAAUACAACAAUUGGAAGAGCAAGUUGACAAACUCAGGAAAAAGCUUCGAAUUGCAAACCAGAGAUGCAGAAGACAAGAACGCAACCUGGAAAAACUUGAAAGAGAGGUUUCCGAUUACAGAAAUGGAACUGGCAUUGUGCUUCUCCCCAGCAAUUAUUUUGAACUUUAUAAUGAAAGUGAAACUGAAACAACUGAAGCCCAAACAAUUAUCAUCUGAUU
Molecule: messenger RNA, 982 nt
Organism: Nanorana parkeri
Lineage: Eukaryota; Metazoa; Chordata; Amphibia; Anura; Dicroglossidae
Gene: THAP1
Product: THAP domain containing 1
Exons: 3
Coding region: 330-980 (216 amino acids)
Molecular function (GO): sequence-specific DNA binding
Source: RefSeq, a predicted model, not a curated record